Messenger RNA from Sphaeramia orbicularis (orbiculate cardinalfish), 1336 nucleotides. Its product is annotated as protein ripply1-like. The transcript is spliced from 4 exons. Gene Ontology annotation, biological process: negative regulation of transcription by RNA polymerase II; embryonic pattern specification. Gene Ontology annotation, cellular component: nucleus. The record is from RefSeq and is a predicted model, not a curated record. The coding region runs from base 146 to 598 and encodes 150 amino acids. Lineage: Eukaryota; Metazoa; Chordata; Actinopteri; Kurtiformes; Apogonidae.
UCAGCCUGGCGGACAACAACCACCACUACAGCCGCUCCUCCACACACAGAAACACGGCUGCCGCAUUGGGACAACCCCACAAGCCUGUUUGUUUAAAGCGUCACAGUUUGUCUGUUUUUGGAGGACCUACAGAAGCGGCCUGAACAUGAGCUCCGUGUGCCUGGUUGCUAAGCAGCCUGCCUUGGCCGCAGCUCCGUGGUUGCGGCCGGUCACAAUGAACCGCAGCCCCGGCACGAACAGCAGCCAGACCUCACUGUGGAGACCAUGGUUACCCAGCAGUACCAGGGAGGGGUCAGGACGAUGCUCCCGAAGCAAACUGUCCUGUCCUUAUUCCAGACCCACAGUGCCUGGCUGCUUCUCAUCAGAUGGAAAACCACAGGCCUUUCAGCACCCUGUCAGACUGUUCUGGCCUAAAUCCAAGUCCUUCGACUAUCUGUACAGCGAUGGAGAGGCCCUGCUGAGAAACUUCCCCAUCCAAGCGACCAUCAGCUUCUACGAGGAGUCCGACAGCGAGGACGACGACGACGAGGACUGUGACGAGGGCAGCGAUUCUGAGGAAUGCCUCAAACAGCAGUCUCACUUCACACCCUUCAACUGAACGACGGGGAAAGCCUCUGCGUCUUUGUGAAAAGUCACUUCUCCAGAAAGACUGCAGUCUGCUCCAUCGCCCGCAGUGACUGUUUCACAUUUAUUGGGCUUUUGAAGCACAUUUCAUUCACACUUUAUUGGUGUUAAACUGCAUUUUAAAAGGUGCGUGAGACAUUUUACAGAUAAGGAGUAAAGUCGAGCAGUGUGGUAGGUGGCAGACGGGGUGAACACACAGCAGAAGUCGCAGAUAAAAGCGACUUUAUUUGAGUGUUUUCGCGACGCUCUGCCUUCAAAGCUCUCUGAGGAUUUGAAGAUUUGAGAGCAGAAGAUCAUCGGACGACGCUCUCCAUGUUCAUGUUUCAUGUAGUUCAGCGGUCUCUCAUUCCCUGUUGUAUUUACUGCAUGCAACAGCGGCGUUUAAUGCUCGGUACAACACGACUGUGCGAUGGUAUGCAGUAUCUGCACGUUCUCUUUUAAUGUGCCAGAAGAAAAGUGAAGCCUCUCAUGUCAUGCUCUCCCAUAUUGGGACGCUUAUCAUGUUUACAAUCCAAAUCUCAGGGUGUGAGUCCUUUGCCAGUUGUACAUAGAAUGUAAUCCGCUCCCAUUUUUAACUUAUGAUUGUGUAUACCUUGUACAAAAACAUAUUUAUGUUAUUUUUAUACAUUUAGAGCAUCUGUCUCAUCUUGUCUACACACUGUCCAAACUGAGGUUGUUUUAACAAAUAAAAAUAACCGAUUUUGGGAAUAGA